Dufourea novaeangliae is the source of this 1230-nucleotide messenger RNA. It is a transcript of the gene fd102C, whose product is annotated as fork head domain-containing protein FD4. Bases 1 to 1230 code for a protein of 409 amino acids. The record is from RefSeq and is a predicted model, not a curated record. Gene Ontology annotation, molecular function: RNA polymerase II cis-regulatory region sequence-specific DNA binding; DNA-binding transcription factor activity, RNA polymerase II-specific. Gene Ontology annotation, biological process: anatomical structure morphogenesis; cell differentiation; regulation of transcription by RNA polymerase II. The transcript has a single exon. NCBI's taxonomy places the organism in Eukaryota, Metazoa, Arthropoda, Insecta, Hymenoptera, Halictidae.
AUGUGUAGCAACGAGAGCCCACCGCCGGCGAAGGAACCCCUGGCCGUCGGUUUGGGUAACCCUAUGGCGGGUUUCUUGCCCGGCCUGGAACAUUACCGUCUCCAGUUGUACCAUUACGCGAUGGCGGAAAGAUUGCGACUCGCCCAACAGUUGCAUCCCCAGCAUCCAGGUGUCGGUCCUCCGCCUUCCACCGCUCCGACCCAUCUGGGAAUGGGUCCUGGAUUUCCGGCUCCGUUACCCCUGUACCCGGCGGCUGCAGCAGCGGCUGGUUACCCCAGUAGAUUAGCUCUAUCAAUGGCUCUGUUGCAUCCACAUCAUCAACGGAUACCAGAGGAACCGAAACCCCAGCACAGUUACAUCGGUCUGAUCGCCAUGGCGAUAUUAUCGUCGCCGGAAAAGAAGCUCGUGCUCUCUGACAUUUAUCAACACAUCCUAGAACACUAUCCUUACUUCCGUACACGAGGCCCAGGCUGGAGGAACUCGAUCAGGCACAAUCUCUCCCUCAACGACUGUUUCGUUAAAUCCGGUAGAAGCGCGAACGGCAAGGGACACUAUUGGGCGAUUCACCCGGCUAAUUUGGAAGAUUUCCGUCGCGGCGAUUUUCGAAGACGCAAGGCACAGAGGAAAGUCCGCAGACACAUGGGAUUGGCCGUCGACGAGGAGCCAGACAGUCCAAGUCCGCCGCCGUUGCCAGCUACUCCUCCACCGCCAGCGGCCAUUGGCCCACCGGUAGCCACGCAGCCUAUACCCGGACUCUGGUCGCCUCAUCAUCAUCACCCUCAUCAUCAACAACAACAGCAACAGAACCAACAGCAAACGUUUCAGAAUCAAUCCCUAAGACAAUCGUCGUUUCAACCGUCGAGGAAGAGACAGUUCGACGUCGCGUCACUUCUAGCGCCCGAUGAUCAGCAUCAGAUCGAAUCCGAUCUCAGGCCAGUGAAAUCGAGACGGUUCAGCUGUAGCGAGGAUGAGCUGCACGAUCUCCAGGAGCCGGAUCAGGACGAGGAGGACGUGGACGUGGACGUUGUCGCCGAGACGAACGCCCUUCCGUCGCCCAACACACCGUCGGUCAGCCCCGACUCGAAGAUCGUCGUCUCGUCCGCCGGCCAUUGGACCAAUCAGGGUAUCCAGAACGCGAGUCAACAGAUCUCUGGCCUACACCUGCACAGUCACUUGCAAGCUAGGAGCUACUACAUACCAGCUACAUCGAGUACCGGGUCCAGCGUCUAA